AUGUAUAGUAAAUUGCAAGAGAACAAUUGUUAUUCUGAGCAUAUUUAUUUGUUCAGAAUUCAGAAGAAUACAUUAAAACAUAAUACUAAGAUUCAAGAAUAUGUAGAUAAAAUUAUAGAAGCGUGGUGUUACAUAACUAUGGUAAAGUACCAGAGGGAAUUAGAUGCAAAACGCUGCAGUUUCUUAUAUUAUUAUGUAGGAAGUUUAUUACCCGAUAAUUUAAAUUUUAUUAUAUUUUCGAACUAUAUGAAUAUGAUUUACAAUACACUAGAGAACCAAGUAAGGACAUAUAAUUGUCAAAUGGACUACCCUAUUACUACUGACAGUAAUAUUUUCCAUCAGAGGAAGAAAAUAUUUGAUUACUUCUACGACUACAAUGAUUUGCAGAAACUUAUAAGUAAUAGCGGUAACGAGUGUUCUAAAAAAUAUGGUGGUUACCUGAAGGAAGUGGAAGAGGCCUAUAGUUCUGUACGUAAUAAUUGUAUAAGUAAUAUGGAAUAUGAUUAUUGUAAGGAGUUCGAGAAUAAGUAUGGAAGACGCGAUGGUCAGAAGCUACCAGUUUUAGCAUGUUCUACAGUGCAGGAAGUAGAGCCCUCAUCAGACACAGAGGGUGAGGAGUCUUCUUCGCAGAAAGUACCUACUGCAAAUUCUGCACAUCGGGAUAUCCCCGAAGCAGUUGAGGGGCUCCCUAGAACUCCUGCGGAAAUACAAACAUUAGGGGAUGCUGCAACACAAGGGAAUGCUGAAGUAUCCAGACAGGCGACAGGAAGGGAUCCAUUACAGGGGCAACUUGUAACAGUUCCAACACCCUCCCCCUCUACUACCGCCACCAACAAAAGCAUCCUUGCCGUAUCUACCACUUUGCCUAUAGUUACAAUUACAUUUACACACAUUUACACAAAUAUGCACAUAGGCACGUAUUUGCAAAAUAUAACGGAUAAAUUCCUUUUCCCAUGA
Plasmodium cynomolgi strain B is the source of this 957-nucleotide messenger RNA. RefSeq lists its product as hypothetical. NCBI's taxonomy places the organism in Eukaryota, Apicomplexa, Aconoidasida, Haemosporida, Plasmodiidae. The transcript is spliced from 2 exons. The coding region runs from base 1 to 957 and encodes 318 amino acids. The record is from RefSeq and is a predicted model, not a curated record.